Molecule: messenger RNA, 6522 nt
Organism: Scomber japonicus (chub mackerel)
Lineage: Eukaryota; Metazoa; Chordata; Actinopteri; Scombriformes; Scombridae
Product: macrophage mannose receptor 1
Exons: 50
Coding region: 1-6522 (2173 amino acids)
Molecular function (GO): signaling receptor activity; carbohydrate binding
Source: RefSeq, a predicted model, not a curated record
AUGGACAGAAGACAAAGAGCUCUUCUGCAGCUGAUCAGCUUUACUGCUCUUCUUGCUUGUGCACAUGGCCAGUGUCCACAAGGCUGGAGGGAGAAUGAGGAUAAAUGUUACUUAUUCUCAACUGAUACAAAGAAGUGGAUGGAGGCGAAUGCGUUUUGUUUGGAGCAGAACAGCAACCUAAUGAGCAUUCAGGACAUUCAUGAGAGGUUAUGGCUGAGGACACAAGUCAACCAAGAGAUCUACUGGAUUGGCCUGAAUGACCAAGGCGUAGAAGGUGUCUGGGAGUGGAGUGAUGGGAAACCUUUUAUUGAAUCCAUAGCAUACUGGAUGCCAAACCAGCCUGAUAACUGGGGUGCAGACCCUGGUGAGGACUGUGGUCAGGUGGUAGGAGGCAGCGGUGGACGGUGGAAUGAUGAAAACUGCAAUGUUAGGAGGAAAUAUAUCUGCAAGUACAUCAAUCCCAAUCCUGCCCCACAGUGUGACUUAGCAAAUGGGUGGAGAUCAUACGGCUCAAACUGCUACAAGCUGAAUGCAGAGACCAGAAAGAGCUGGGCAGCAGCCAGAGAUGACUGUGUGGAUGACGGAGGAGACCUGGUGUCUAUUGUCACAGCAGAAGAAGAGCAGUACAUCACAGGAACACUGGACUCAUCUCAGUUUGACCUCUGGAUUGGCCUUUCCACUCUGAAAUGCACCAAGAUAUCAUGUCAAGUUGAGGCGGGGAACAGUCAGUUUACUUGGUCCGACGCUCAACAAGUGCAGUACACAAACUGGGCCACUGGUCAACCAACAGUUGAUACAGAAGCCGGCACAUGUUCUGCAAUAAUCAAAGACGAAUCAGACGAAUUUGGGAAAUGGAAGACCCAUGUGUGCAGAUAUGAGCGCCCUUACAUGUGUAAACGACCUCUGAACACCAUCUGCCCUAAAGGUUGGGUCAGUUUUGCUGGCAAUUGUUACUGGAUGGUCAGUAACAUCAAUCUGUUGACCACCUGGCACGACGCUGUCACCAAGUGCUCUGAGACGGGGUCCCACUUGGUCACUAUAGAGAGUCAAGAAGAACAGUUCUUCAUUAAUUCGUACCUUCCAGACUUUCACCAAGUGGACAUUCCUGACAUCUGGAUUGGGUUAUCAGACAAGGACCAGGACGGCCAAUUCAAAUGGGUGGAUAAAACCGAGAUUACUUUUUCUAACUAUGGUUCCGGUUGGCCCCAAAACACUGCAAACGUCUGGGACUGUGGACAGAUCUUCACAGGAAAUUAUGACGGUAAAUGGGAAACAACCAACUGCUUCAAGACCCUGGGUUACAUCUGCGAGAUGACGGGUGGACAGAACCCGAAACCGACUUCAGUUCCUGAUUCUCACUGUGACCAGGGAUAUUUGUUGUACGGAGACUUCUGCUAUCAUUUUGAGACUGAGACGUCGAAAAAAUGGCAGGAUGCUGAGGCUCACUGUACCAGCGAGCAGGGUCACCUGGCCAGCUUCCACUCGGAGGAAGAGCUGAGUUUCCUAAUUGCUCACAUGCCAGGAGAUGGCUGGGUGGGACUUAACGACAUCAAUGUUGAAAACCAGUUUGUAUUCACUGAUGGAACUCCUUCAGAUUAUCUCCCAUGGGCUCCAAACCAACCAGACAACUGGCAAAAUAAUGAGGACUGUGCACACAUCAGAGGGUCGAAUCAACCUAGCCCUGGGACACUGAACGAUGACUUCUGCACCUCAGCAAGGGAAUAUAUCUGCAAAAAAGCUAAGGGACAAGGACCUCCUCCCCAGCCCCCAACAUCUGGACCAGGGUGGAAUGAAAAAUGUGGUUCUUGGACGUCUGACCCGUUUAAUGACUACUGCUACCUGUUUAACUACCUGUCAAGAAGGACGUGGGCAGAAGCUCGAGCCGACUGCGUCAACCAGGGUGGAGACCUCGUCAGUAUCACUGAUCCCUUUGAACAGGCGUUUAUACAAGGUCUGAUCCAGCAGAGUCCCACAGGGAUCUCUCUGUGGAUGGGUGGUCACGACUCCAUCACUGAAGGUGGCUGGGAGUGGACAGAUGGCUCUCCUUUCAGAUACAUCCGCUGGAAUGCAGGUAACCCAGACAACUACUUCGGUGAAGACUGCCUGUCUAUACUUAUUAAUAACGGCUACUGGAACGACGACGAAUGUGAGAACGACAGAGGAUACAUCUGCAAGCGGAGAGGAAAUACACCUGAGCCUCCUCCACCUCAUGAUGGUUAUAUGACAGCGAUUGUGUGUCAGGACUCGUCUGCCGUCCUUCACUGUCCAGAAGAAAGCGUCAUUAACAUCAAGUCUGCUUUCUUUGGACGGAAGAGUGAUGACAUCUGUCCACACCUGGAUGAAUCAGGAGGAGGAAGCUGCACAGUGGAAGGUGUCCUUCCUCUAUACAGAAAGGCAUGUGACAACCGUCAAUUCUGCUUUGCAUACGCCCACACGGAGGUGGACCCCUGCCCUACUGUUUCCAAAUACCUCGAGAUCGUCUACAGUUGUGAACAGAAAGUGUGUCUGCACGGCCUGGGUGUCGAAGACAGGAACAUCACAGACUACCAGCUUUCUGCUUCCUCCUCUAUUGGUACCUAUACUCCUAACAAAGCCCGUCUGAAUGGAAAUUCUUGCUGGAUGCCGUCAGGAAGUGCAACUUCAAGCUGGAUCCAGGUAAACCUGGGCCAGACCAGAAAAGUAACAGGGAUAGUAAUCCAGGGUUGUCCUCAACAAGACCACUGGGUCACCAAAUUUAAGAUCCAGCACGGUAUGGACGGAACAACCUGGACUGACUACACUGCUGAUGGGCAGUUUUUCCUAGGCGCCGCAGACAGAGACACUCCUGAAACUCAGCUGCUGGGUACACCUGUGUCAGCUCAGUACGUCCGCAUCCUCCCGCAGGAGUUCAACGGUCAAGCAGGCCUCCGCUUUGACGUCUUAGGAUGCACACCUGACUAUGCAGUCACAUGUGCAAAGAAGCCCAACUUCAUCUUUUCCAACGACCAAAUGACUGUCCACUGUCCAGCAGGCUGCGCUAACGAAAAUUACAUAGUAUAUGGCUCUUCAGUAUAUCGUGGGGAUUCAAACAUCUGUGCAGCAGCUCUCCAUGCUGGAGUGAUCCUAAAUGCAAGAGGAGGAGAUUGCACUUUAUUGAAAGCUCCAGGACAGAAUUUCUAUGCUGGCUCCAACAGAAACGGCAUCACCACGAGACAAUAUAAUGGAGACUAUGCUGUGUCUUACACUUUUGCAGAUGGAGGGCUGAGAUGUCCAGCAUCUGACUGGUAUGAGUUUGGAGAUUACUGUUACCAACCUUCUACAGACAAAAAGACAUGGCACGAUGCUCAGGACGCCUGCCGUGAAGUUGGUGCUGAACUCGUAUCCAUCCUCUCGAUGACAGAGCAAAGCUGGGUGGAAAGUUACCUGUACCUGGCCACCAGUGACGUGUGGACUGGUCUGAAUGAUCUGAAUAUCCCUGGUAUGUUCUCCUGGUCUGACGAACAUAUGGCGACUUUCACCUACUGGGCUCCAGGAGAACCCAACAACCACCAUGGGUUCAGCGAGGACUGUGUGGAGAUGUUACAUCAGACUGGCAGAUGGAACGACGUGACCUGCACCGAACUGAAUACCUAUAUGUGCAAAAUGCCCAAAGCACAUUACCCAGUGCCCUCUGUGAAACCCACUGCAUAUGGAUGCCCACAGGGCUGGGAUGCGUAUGGUUACGCCUGUUACUGGUUGCUGGAAACACCCAAGACCUGGUUGGAGGCUAAGGCUUUUUGUGAAAGUCAGGACAGCUUUCUGCUGCACCUUGGAGACAUUUAUGAGCAGGCCCAUUUUACAGUGAAACUGUCAGGAAAGACGGGUAUGUGGUGGAUUGGGCUGCGUGCUCGAGGCGAUACAGUUGGAGGUGUGGACUACAUCUGGGACAACGGCGCAUUUCUCACCUACACUCACUGGGACAGAAACCAGCCAGAUAACGGGGAAGGAACUUGUGUGGCUAUGACAUCUGGUGAGACUGGUGGUUUCUGGGAUGACAAGGAGUGCUUGGAGAAAUUUGCCUUCAUCUGUGAGAAACCCAGACCUGACAUCACCCCACCCACCAAGGCCCCGACUCCUCCUCCGUCACAGGGCUGUGCGGAGGGCUGGACGGCCCAGCCCCACUUCAGGAACUGUUUCAAGCUCUUCCACAAUGUGGAGUGGUCCGACAAGAAGAGCUGGGGAGCAGCACAUGAAGACUGUGUCUCCAGAGGAGCUAAUCUGGUCAGCAUCCACACUCAGGAGGAAGAAGAGUUCUUGGCUCUGUACAGCAAGGCCACCAGCAAGUGGAUCGGCCUCAAGCUAAACCCAACAGAAGGAGGCUAUUCUUGGAGCGAUGGCUCAGCUCUGUCCCACACCAACUGGGGCUUCGGGGAGCCAAACAGCCACGACGGCCGUGAGGAGUGUAUAGAGAUGGUGAGCAACCACAAUGGGAGCUUUUCCUGGUGGAACGAUCUCAACUGUGACGCUCACCAGGAUUGGAUAUGCAUGAUCUCCAAAGGAAAGACCCCCAUUCUGCCCCCCGUGCCCCCACCUCCUGUUCCAGCUCCUGAUUGUGGCAGCAACCCAGGCUGGAGGAAGAACAACAACAUCUGCUACUACUACAAUGACACCGACAUCGUGGACUUCCCCACAGCUAUGCAACGCUGCUAUGCAGAGAAGGCCAGACUUGUCUCCAUCCUCAACAAAGAUGAACAGGCAUACGUUAACAGCAUGGUGGGGACAGGCGAGGUCACUGCAGCCUGGAUUGGAAUGGCGAUGUUUGGUAUUGCAAAUGGACAAUACGCGUGGUUGGACUUCUCACCUAUAACAUACACCCACUGGGGUCCAGGUGAGCCCAACAAUGCCAACGGGGAGGAACAGUGUGUUCAGAUGAACAGACAUCAAGGUUCAUGGAACGAUGCCAACUGCGGUCGUGCUGGAGCAGGUUACGUCUGUAAGAAGUUCCCCGGAGAUGUCCACACCCCUCCUCCACCCACACAGCCCUGGGAGGGCAACUGCCCUGAAGGCUGGAUGCGUUUCAAGGAUAAAUGCUUCUUAUUCAAAGGGAAGAAAGAUGAUAUUAAAGCCAACUGGACGUUUGCUCGGAGUUGGUGCCAACAGCAGGGAGGAAAUCUGGCAAUUAUUGAUGACCAGUAUGAGAACGACUUUGUGUCGAGUUACUUGAGGGACCUGGAGAAACCCGCGUGGAUCGGUCUGUCAGAUACCCUGGUAGAGAAUCAGUACGCCUGGUCUGAUGGGAUCAGCCCUGUACUGUACACCAACUGGAACGAGAAGGAGCCCAACAACGCAGGAGGAGCGGAACACUGUGUAGCAAUGACUCACACCCACCUGGUGAGCGGCAAGUGGAACGACGACGGCUGUCAUAAAGAUCAAAGCUUCGUCUGCUCCAGAAAGAAAUCGAGCAGCGUCGCACCUCCUCCCCCUACAAAGAACCCCUGCCCCGCUGGCUACACCUCCUGGUACAUGAACUGCUACAAGUUGGUGGAGGAGGCAGCAAAGUGGGAUGAGGCUCAGGAGGCUUGCCGGAAAGAGGGAGGAAACCUGGCCAGCAUCGACAUGAGCUACGACCAGGCCUUCGUCGCCGGAGCCGUGUUACAGGGGAGAGGGGACGCCUGGAUCGGACUCAGACGCAAGGAAAAUGGCUCUUACAUAUGGACAGACGGCUGGCCAGUUUUCUUCACUCACUGGGGACCAGCAGAGCCCAGUAACAUCGCGGGUGAGGGCUGCGUGAGUAUGCAUGCAGCAUGGCCAUUCCAUGGGACCUGGAACGACACAAAUUGUAACCAAGCUAAAGCCUACAUCUGCAAGAUCUCCUAUGAGAAUCCGCCAUCCACUCCUGCCCCCGGUGAUGGGAAGUGUCUGCCUUUCUGGCUUCCCUACGGUCGCCACUGUUACCAUGUGUACAACGGUCCACAGGGCUUCUCUUGGCCCGACUCCCGACAUUACUGCGAGUCUGCCAACGCAGAUCUGGCGUCCAUCCACAGCAGAGCGGAGGUGGAGUUCAUCAGAAGCUUCAACGUCACCAAACGUCACAACCUCUGGAUCGGCCUCACCAGGGACAGCAGCUUCGGCUGGGGCUGGACAGACAAGACAUCUCUGGGCUUCAUCAACUGGGCUCAAGGCGAACCCAACCUGGCCUUUCACCCCGGGGAUGUGGCCGAGGAGAACUGCGUGGAGAUGUACAACGACGGGCGCUGGAACGACAACAACUGCCUGCAGAAGAGAGGUUUCGUAUGCAGGCACCGCCAGUACUAUAAUACAGAUGAUGGCGGAAAUCCCAUUUUUCCCACUGAUCCUCCAAGCAGCGAUGCAGGAUUGAUAGCUGGUGCAAUUAUUGGAGCCGUCGUGGUUGUCACCUUGAUAGCAGGAAUGCUCUACUACGUCAUCAGCGUGCGAGGAUACAAACCGAACUUCAGCCUGCCAACAAGAAUGCCCACCGCUAGCGCUACGACUGAUGUGCCUGCUUUCAUCAACCCCAACUUUGCUGGAGAAUCAGACACAUAA